Messenger RNA from Neoarius graeffei (lesser salmon catfish), 1786 nucleotides. RefSeq names its product cytokine-inducible SH2-containing protein-like. The record is from RefSeq and is a predicted model, not a curated record. Gene Ontology annotation, molecular function: 1-phosphatidylinositol-3-kinase regulator activity. The transcript has 3 exons. Gene Ontology annotation, cellular component: phosphatidylinositol 3-kinase complex. Gene Ontology annotation, biological process: intracellular signal transduction; phosphatidylinositol phosphate biosynthetic process. Lineage: Eukaryota; Metazoa; Chordata; Actinopteri; Siluriformes; Ariidae. Bases 392 to 1063 code for a protein of 223 amino acids.
UUGAGGACGCAGCCCAUUCCGAGUGGCUGCUGAAGCUUUCCUGGAAAGUCUCUCACUGUACCGGGAACCCAGCUCGGCUCGACGGUUACAGAGCCGGGGACCAAUCAGAGCGCGCGCCGGAGCUCACGAGCGCAGUUUCUGUGAAAGGCGCUGCUCAGAGACACACGCACGCGCCUACACAAAAGCCGUUUCUCGGAAAGCCGUUUCCGGUUCUGUUCUUUCCCCAAAACACUGCGCGCGCUGCUUCAUCACACCGAGCGGACCGAGGCGCUGCUCGCCGCUGCGCCGGGGAGGAGGGCCACCUGCACUUUAUUUUUAUAAUUCAGCAUCUUUAAAGCGGUUUUUUUUUUUACUGUCAUCAAUUAUCGUAACAAUUCUGAAUUAAUUCGUGAUGUUCUUGUGUAUUCAAAGGAUUCUAGGCCCACCUUCAGUGAUGGUUACUGGAGAGAUGAAAGUUACAGACAAUCCAGAAGUAUCAGAAGAUUCUUGUAACCAGCUGGUCCCGGCUUCUCCUCAGCUGUGGGACUCGUUCGAUAAUCUGCGAUGCAUCCAUGCUACAUUUCAGCACCUGAAUACCUCAGGCUGGUACUGGGGAAACAUUUCAGCGAGCCAGGCUGGAGACGCUCUGGCAGGCACAGCAGAGGGCACGUUCCUUGUGCGUGACAGCAGCCACACACACUACUUCUUCACCCUUUCUGUGAAGACGAACAGAGGCCCCACCAACGUACGCAUCGAGUACAGUGGCAACCGCUUCCGCUUGGACUACAUUUCUAACACGUGUCCUCGGCUGCUGUCCUUCCCCACCGUAUCCGACUUGGUGCAGCACUAUGCUGGCACCAGCAGGAGAAAGGAGAGAUCUAAGCCAGAGGAAGACACCCUAGGAGUACCGAAGGACAAUAUGGUUCUGCUGAAGCUCAGGCAGCCUCUGUAUAAACCCAAAACCUUCCCCACGUUACAGCACUUGGUCCGUCUCACCAUAAACAGACACACAAAGUGCCCAGAACAGCUGCCGCUACCAUGUCUUCUGCUGCACUACUUACAGGACUAUCCCUUCAAAGUAUAACAUUGACAUCAUGCUUCGAGUGGGUUCAGAAGGCAAAAUGCACUGUAUAUAGUGUCUGUUCUCGUCAAACAGACCACUGGAUAAGCAUUGAAAUGUUGCAGCAGCUGUGUACAAUAGGACUUUGUGUGCUGCUAAAGAUCCUAAAGUAUGCUGUGAGACGUGUGUUGUGACAUUCAGGCCUGAGGCCAGGGAAUAAAAAAACUGAACUGAACAUAAUGAGUUCUGAGACCAGAAAGUAUUUAUUUAAUGCACAUAUUACAAAAUCGAGUCUGAAUAUUUAACGGCGAUAUAGUUUCUCAUACUUCAAACAUAUAUUGGGCUAUAUCACAAACCAAACCACACCACACCUAUCAGUUAUGAGAUCUAUUACAUGACUCACCAUGGCAAACACCUGAUGUAUUUAAUUCAAUGUCGAACACUUCUCUGGAUUUCCAAACACGUAUUGUGAAGGAAUUUAUGAAGUGUGUCGUGGCAUUCAGAGAGCAAAGUAUCGAGCAUGAUCUCAGAGACAAUGACAAUUAUAGAAAGUGAGUGACUUUCGAAUAGCAGGUCGGUAGGCCCUGACCUUGUUCUGUCUGCCUGUGAAUUGCAGUCGAGUUAUAACAAACUACUUCCUGCAUCCUGUUUACAAAUGAACGAAAUUUGUUCAACUGAAACUGAAUGUUCCUGUAAAUAUUAUUGUCUGUACACCUUUUCAGUUUUUAGUAAAAUAUUUCAGUGAAA